Molecule: messenger RNA, 2336 nt
Organism: Melanotaenia boesemani (Boeseman's rainbowfish)
Lineage: Eukaryota; Metazoa; Chordata; Actinopteri; Atheriniformes; Melanotaeniidae
Exons: 5
Coding region: 291-1844 (517 amino acids)
Source: RefSeq, a predicted model, not a curated record
ACAGUCGGAUCGCUGCAGAGACUGAAACACAGGGAGGAGCAGAGGCAGAGCGGGGGAGAAGACAGCAGGAGGUGAGUAGAGGAGGAGAUAUUUAAAGAGACGUUGGAGCAGCGGGAGAGGAGGAGAACAGGAGGAGGACAGGAGGAGAACAGGAGGAGAACAGGAGGAGGACAGGAGGAGAACAGAAGGAGGAGGAACAUGAACCAGCAUCAGCUUCCCGCCUGAGAACAAACCUUCUGUUCUAUGUAUGAGGUGAUAGUGGGUGGGGUUCAGCUGCCAUCUGAUUGGUGAUGAUUGCAACCGGUGGCCUGCUGAGGAUCAACGCAAGGCGUCAGGACUCUCUGAGGUCCAAACCACACAAAGCACACAAACAAAAGAAGAACAAGAGCAAAAAUAAAAGGAGAAGUGAAGUGGUGGUGGUCAAAGGAAGGGUAAAGCUGUGCUCAGUGGCGGGUCUUGUUGCAGUGCUUGGUGUCUUGGUCUUGCUGGGGGGCAUCUUCGUGGCGGCUCUGGGCUACUGGCCUCAUGAUGGACUGUUCUUCCGUGCUCAGCUACAAGAGGGCGCCGCCAUGGCUUCAGUGUCCUCCAGCAGCACCACACCGUCACCUGCUGACAUCCAGGGAGGAGAGAAUGGGGAGGAGCUGGAAGGAGACCGAGGGAUCCACAGAAGAGAUGAGGAUAUCAAUAGAGGAGAUGAAAGAGAUGAGGGGAUCCACGGAGGACAAAAUGAAGACAAGGGGGUCCACAGAGGAGACAGAGGAGACGAGGGGAUCCACGGAGGAGACAAUGGAGAUGAAGGAGGAAUAAACGAUGAAGGCUUUAACCAAACAGAAAUCAUCAAUGGGACGAGACAGCAGCUUCCAAGAGGAUUUCUGGAGGACUUUCUAGACAGGUAUCUGUACUCUGAUAGGCUGAAGGUCCUUGGCCCGCUCAUCAUGGGAAUCGGGAUCUUCCUAUUCAUCUGUGCCAACGCCGUCCUGCAUGAAAACCGCGACAAGAAGACCAAAGUCAUCAACCUGCGGGACAUUUACUCCACUGUCAUUGACCUCCACAGCCUUCGAAAACCCACCACCUCCUCCUCUCCCUGCCCCUCCUCAGCAAAUCCCCUUAACGGCCUCAUUAACUACGUCCAAUCAAAGAGCCUGGAGACGAAGUCCAGGGCUUUCCCCACCUCCCUGCUCAGUAAGAGGGAAGGGGGAGACAGAGGAGGUGUGCUGUCAUCAAGGCAACCUGGAAGCACCAGAGCAGGAGGUGGUGUUGAAGGACGAGUCUUCAGCAUCUACCAGGAGCAGACAGAUGCUCCUCUUCCUCCUCCAUCAUCCCCCUCCUAUGACAGACACUCUCUACCCAGGAGUUUCAGUUCCACAUCCACCUGCUGGACAUCCCAACAGAAGGAGGCACACUGGUCCUUCACAUUACCCCUGCGCCGCCCACACCCUACAUCCACCAGCAGGAGGCACUCCAUAUGGGGAGCAGCAGGGAGAGAGGAGGAGCUGAGGAAGGCUGUGAGAGGAGACCAAUGCGCACCUCCUCCUCCGCUAUGUGCCUCCACCUCUCCUCCAUCAGCACCAGGAGGCUCCCAGGAUCUGCUCCUCCUCUCGUCCUCUUCCCUCACCCCUUCACACCUGUCCCACUCCUCCCUGUCUCACCUCCUCUCCUCCUCCGCCUCCACACCGGCGCCCCCUUGCAGGAGACGGAGCCUGCCAACUGUCAUCAUCAGUGCAGGUUACGGUAAGCUGAUUCACGGAGAGGAAGACUCGUUUGAGUGGUCUUCAUCACAGGGCAGGUCUCAAAGAUCAGAGGAAGUGACAUCACAGAGGAGAUGCUCCAAUGGGGAGGAGUGAGGAGGUGGAGACGGAACGGCCAAUCAGGAGCAGACUUAGCAAUCUAAUGCACAACCCAGACAUCAUGUGACUUCAGGGGGCGAUCAUGUGACGUACCAAUCUAAAACCAAAUGAUGAUGAUGAUGAGUCGUAACAAUAAGGAGUCUUCCAAAUGAAUGACUGUUCCCCUUAUCGAUCAGCUGACUGUCAGCUGAUGUCCUGGAUGAACCAGGUCUGGAGCAGUUCACAACCAGUUAGGACCUGGGUCUAAACCAGUUCGGGCCUAGGCCUGACCCACUUCUUAAUCAUUCUGAGCCAGGUCUAACCAGUUCUAAACCAGUUCUCAACAAUGUCUGCGCUAUUUCUGACCCAUUUCUAUGCCUAUCCUGAACCUGGUCUGAAACAGCUCUGACAUAGUUCUAAACCAGAUCUGAACCAGGUUUGAAACAGCUCUGAUCCAGUUCUAAACCAGUCCUGAACUAGGUUUGAAACAGCUCUGAACCAGUCCUGAAC